AUGCAGUUUCAUGAUUCCAAUCCUUCCUGCCGUUUUGAUAGGUUUGUCUGUUCUCUCAGUAAAUUUUUUAUUCAGAGUAUUUUCUCUAGUUCUCUUGGUUUACUUACAAAAAAGUUUGUAGAGUUACUGAUGGGAUCGAAUGUACUUGACUUGAAUGAAGCAGCUGUAUUUCUUGAUGUACAAAAACGAAGAAUUUAUGACAUCACGAACGUGCUCGAGGGGCUUGGAAUAGUUACAAAAAAAUCCAAAAAUUACGUGGUAUGUAAACGUGAGAAUGUUGGAGGACUUCGAUAUCCUGCUCAAAGGAGUGUUACAAAGUUGUGUCCAAGAGAGCAAAGUGAGUUUGAGAAAAUCUUAGAUAAUCAAGUAGAAAGAAUGAGAGAGAUGCUUGAAAGUGUAUUUUUGUCUCCUGUCUUGCAGAGGAGCUUGUUUAUUGCAGAGAAAGACGUCAACUUUAUUCCAGAUUUUUCUGAAAAGAUUUUAAUCGCAAUUAGAGCACCACAUGGCGCCACACUUGUAGUUCCAGAUCCAAGUGGAAGUGUCAGUUCAAAGAGUGUAAAGCGCCAAUAUGAAAUUUUUCUGAAGUCUAACACUGGUAGUGUUGAAGUUUUCUUACUUUCAUCACAUAAAAGUCAGUAUGAGGGCGCUUUGCACAGAUCUGAGAUAAAUAUUGCAGAAGGUGAGUUGCUACAGAACGAACAAUGCUCAAGUAGUGUAGCUUUAGGUCUCAAUUGGAAAUUUAAUUGUGCAGGUUCGUUGCGAGGACUUCCCAUUCCUAAAUCCAGCAUCCCCCAACAAGACUGGUUUGCUCAUGAAAGGGACAUAAGAAUUAAUUUGUCUGAGAUGUAUACUCGUUAA
Molecule: messenger RNA, 858 nt
Organism: Bathycoccus prasinos
Lineage: Eukaryota; Viridiplantae; Chlorophyta; Mamiellophyceae; Mamiellales; Bathycoccaceae
Exons: 3
Coding region: 1-858 (285 amino acids)
Biological process (GO): regulation of transcription by RNA polymerase II
Cellular component (GO): RNA polymerase II transcription regulator complex
Molecular function (GO): RNA polymerase II cis-regulatory region sequence-specific DNA binding; protein dimerization activity; DNA-binding transcription factor activity, RNA polymerase II-specific
Source: RefSeq, a predicted model, not a curated record